Anguilla rostrata (American eel) is the source of this 2680-nucleotide messenger RNA. RefSeq names its product dolichyl-diphosphooligosaccharide--protein glycosyltransferase subunit STT3A-like. The record is from RefSeq and is a predicted model, not a curated record. The coding region runs from base 194 to 2311 and encodes 705 amino acids. The transcript is spliced from 18 exons. Lineage: Eukaryota; Metazoa; Chordata; Actinopteri; Anguilliformes; Anguillidae. Gene Ontology annotation, cellular component: membrane. Gene Ontology annotation, biological process: post-translational protein modification. Gene Ontology annotation, molecular function: dolichyl-diphosphooligosaccharide-protein glycotransferase activity.
ACGCUUAGAGACCGGAGUAGUAGAAAGCAGCCAAUAAUCGUGCGUUCCGGUCUAAUUUGGGUGGGAUCUUAUUUCUCUCAUGGUUCUCCGCUGAAGGCUAGAGUGAGUGGAUGUAGCCGGAUCUUCGGAAGGGGUUUGAAAGCUGAACGAAGGUUCCCACAGUCUGACCUCCCUCCCUCCCCCCCUCGGCAAGAUGACCAAGAUGGGGCUCCUGCGGCUGUCCUAUGAGAAGCAGGACACACUGCUCAAGCUACUCAUCCUUUCCAUGGCGGCUAUACUCUCAUUCGCCACACGGCUCUUCUCCGUGUUGAGGUUCGAGAGCGUCAUCCACGAGUUUGAUCCGUACUUCAACUAUCGCACCACUCGUUUCCUGACUGAGGAGGGCUUCUACAAGUUUCACAACUGGUUUGACGACCGGGCCUGGUACCCACUGGGCAGGAUUAUUGGUGGCACGAUUUACCCAGGCCUGAUGAUCACCUCAGCGGCUCUCUACCACACGCUACACUUCUUCCACAUCACCAUUGACAUCCGCAACGUCUGCGUCUUCCUGGCGCCCCUCUUCUCUUCCUUCACCGGAAUUGUGACCUACCUCCUCACCAAAGAGCUCAAGGAUGCAGGAGCUGGUCUGCUUGCUGCAGCUAUGAUUGCGGUGGUUCCUGGAUACAUAUCGCGAUCUGUUGCCGGUUCCUAUGACAACGAAGGCAUCGCCAUUUUCUGUAUGCUGCUCACCUAUUACAUGUGGAUCAAGGCAGUGAAGACGGGUUCCAUCUGUUGGUCCUCCAUGUGCGCCCUGGCCUACUUCUAUAUGGUGUCCUCGUGGGGAGGGUACGUGUUCCUCAUUAACCUGAUCCCCCUGCACGUGCUGGUGCUCAUGCUGACGGGACGCUUCUCCCACCGCAUCUACGUGGCCUACUGCACCGUGUACUGCCUCGGCACCGUGCUCUCCAUGCAGAUCUCCUUCGUGGGCUUUCAGCCCGUCCAGUCCUCCGAGCACAUGGCGGCCUUUGGGGUGUUCGGCCUGUGCCAGAUCCACGCCUUUGUGGAUUACCUGCGUAGCAAACUCAACACACAGCAGUUUGAGGUCCUCUUCAAGAGCAUCAUCUCCCUGGUGGGCUUCGUCCUGCUCUCUGUGGGAGCAGUGCUCAUGCUGACCGGUAAAAUCUCCCCCUGGACGGGUCGGUUCUACUCCCUGCUGGACCCGUCCUACGCCAAGAACAACAUCCCCAUCAUUGCCUCUGUGUCCGAGCACCAGCCCACCACCUGGUCCUCCUACUACUUCGACCUGCAGCUCCUGGUCUUCAUGUUUCCUGUGGGGCUGUACUACUGCUUCAACAACCUCUCUGACGCACGGAUCUUCAUCAUCAUGUACGGAGUCACCAGCAUGUAUUUCUCGGCUGUCAUGGUGCGUCUCAUGCUGGUCCUGGCCCCGGUCAUGUGCAUCCUGUCAGGCAUCGGGGUGUCCCAGGUGCUCACCACCUACAUGAAGAACCUGGACGUCAGCCGCACCGACAAGAAGACCAAGAAGCAGCAGGACUCCACCUACCCCAUCAAGAACGAGGUGGCCAGUGGUAUGAUUCUGGUCAUGGCCUUCUUCCUCAUCACCUACACCUUCCAUUCCACCUGGGUAACGAGCGAGGCCUACUCCUCCCCCUCCAUCGUGCUCUCCGCCCGCGGGGGUGACGGCAGCCGCAUCAUCUUCGAUGACUUCCGAGAGGCCUACUACUGGCUGAGGCAUAACACCCCGGAGGAUGCCAAAGUGAUGUCUUGGUGGGAUUAUGGGUACCAGAUAACAGCAAUGGCCAACCGGACCAUCCUGGUGGACAACAACACAUGGAACAACACGCAUAUAUCCAGAGUAGGCCAGGCCAUGGCAUCCACUGAAGAAAAGGCCUACGAGAUCAUGCGUGAGCUGGACGUUGGUUACGUGCUGGUAAUCUUCGGGGGAUUGACCGGAUACUCAUCUGACGACAUUAACAAGUUCCUGUGGAUGGUCCGUAUCGGCGGCAGCACGGACACGGGGCGGCACAUCAAGGAGCACGACUACUACACCCCUACCGGAGAGUUCCGCGUGGACCGCGACGGCUCGCCCGUCCUGCUCAACUGCCUCAUGUACAAGAUGUGCUACUACCGCUUCGGCCAGGUCUACACCGAGGCCAAGCACCCCCCUGGGUACGACAGGGUGAGAAAUGCUGAAAUUGGGAAUAAGGACUUUGAGCUGGACGUGCUUGAGGAGGCCUAUACCACAGAGCACUGGUUGGUCAGGAUAUACAAGGUGAAAGACCUGGACAACCGGGGUCUCUCCCGGACCUAAAGUCCCUGCCGUUCCAUCCAUGCCCCCUUGGGCUCACAGCAUUAAAGCCCCCCCCCCCCCCCGUGGUCCUCAGAUUAUGCUGAUGGUGAUUGUUGAAUCAUUUUUUUAUACUUUAGUUUCAGAAUUUGCAGAAAGAGAUUGUUUCGCUUUUUAAAAAAAUAAUAAAAAUAAAAAAAUUGGGGAGAAAAAAAUGGAUUUUCAAGUGAUAUAUCACUAGUUUGUAUAGGAUAUAUUGUAUGGAAGAUUUUUUUCCAAAUGGAUUGUCAGCGAGUGAUUUCUGCAGCCUGUCCAAGAGACCAAACUGUUAUGACAGAGCUUUGAUCUUCUACAAAGCAGUCAAAUAAACCAAUGGGACAAAAUGGGAUGAAA